Molecule: messenger RNA, 3399 nt
Organism: Cavenderia fasciculata
Lineage: Eukaryota; Evosea; Eumycetozoa; Acytosteliales; Cavenderiaceae
Exons: 12
Coding region: 1-3399 (1132 amino acids)
Source: RefSeq, a predicted model, not a curated record
AUGACUAAUUAUUUGUUGUUUAUAACUAUUGUUGUUUGUUUUGUGUUUUUCACAACCUCUACGUCACAAGCACAAUCAUUAUCGUCAAGUGAAAUUGCAUCAGUUGAAUGGCUCAUAAAACAAUAUGGAUCAGAUGUUGCAGUGAAUGAAGCAGCCAUCUGUGCAGCAUUUACCUGUAAUAUUAUUAAUGGAAACAGACAUAUUACAUCAAUGUCCCUAAGUGCCAGUUCACCAGUCACAACAACACUGGGACCACCAGAUUCAUCAACUACUUUAGACUUUCCUGAAUUAAAGAUACUCUCUCUUUAUGGUAGUGCUGGUGGAUUCAUUGGUGAUGUCAACCAAAACACCAUUUUAAAAAUGAGAAAUAUGCAUCAAUUAACUUCAUUAUCUAUCUCAUAUGAUAACUCAUUGACAACGGUUCCAGUUGGAUUUCCUUCUACUUUUGAUUUACCUUUAUUGGAAUAUAUUUUAUUUGCUCAAAGCCCAAUCACUACGAUUCCAGGUUUUUUCAAUCAAUCGAAUCUACAGACAAUUAAUUUACAGAGAAUUCCAUAUCUAGAUGAUCUCCAAAUUGACAAUACCAUUUCCCUUCCAGAUCUUGCAAAUCUCGUUCUCGAAACUAAUAUUCCCUCUGCUGUGAAAACUAUUGAUCUUAUAAAAUCCUCUUUUCCAAAACUCCUUUUUUUCAUGUUCACUUUUUCAAAUACUAUUUUAAAUAUCAACCUUGAUAUGAUACCAGGUUCAGUAGUUCGAUGUAAAUCAGGAUCAAAUGCAACCUAUAAUCUCAAUGUAAUCAACACUCAAAAUAUCAUUGAAUUAUUGGUUGGUGGUGCACAGUCUACAGUUGUCCCUUCUCCAACAACUUGGCCAAAUUUAAAAACAUGGGAAGUACAGGAUUCACCAUUAACAAACACAUACCCUUUUUCAGUAUUCCCACAACAAGUAAAGACAUUUUCAAUGACAAUGUCAAAAAUCACCUCCAUUCCUACAACUCCUCUGUCUUUAAAUCUCACUAAAUUAUCAUUUUCACAGUCAACGAUAACAGGUGAUAUACAAUGGCAAUAUUUUAACACCCAACCCAACGGUUUUGAAAUAGACCUCUCUUUUAAUACUGGUAUAACUGGAGUAGUACCAGACUCUAUGUGUCCUUAUAAGCUUAGAAUUACUCAAACAGCUAUCUCUAGCCUUCCAAGUUGUUAUUUUUGUUAUUAUCUAAGCAAUUCAAAUAUGAUUACCUCAACCAUCCCAGUUCCUCAAGACUAUAAUUGUACUAUUUCAUUUGAAAGUUACGACUUGGUUUUCUUAUUUGGAUAUGCAUAUGUGAACGGUACCAACAUUGGGAUUAGGGACUCUGGAUAUCAAUCAUAUCCUCCACCCAAAGGAUAUAUUAAUAUUGAACUCGAUAGUCAGUACCCACUUUACACCUAUAACAUGUCUUCAAUUGAAGUUGGUAUGGAUAUUACUUCAAUAUCUCUAUUAACUCUCCCCCAAGGUAUUGUAACGUUUAGACUGAGACAUGUUGCUUUACAAAUGUCUAUCCCCCAUCAUAUAGUAGCAAAUGGAUCUGCCCCAGUAUUGGCAGUGGUCGACACUAAUUUCCUCUAUAUCAACCUUACCAAUCCACCUGACGGUCUCAUCACCUUUUCAGUAUCAAAUAGCUAUUUUACAGCUCCACCAAUGACCUAUGAUUACCAGCAAGGAUUUCCAAUUAUCAAUACUUUUAUGAUUUACAGUGGUGGUGAUAUGUCACAAGUUGGAACAGAGUAUCUUUUAACAGGUACAUUUGAACCGGGACUUCCAAGUGAAUCAAAAAUUUAUUUCAACGGCGAUUCAACCAUUUGCAACAUGACAAAUGUCUCUUCAAACACUGUUCGAUGCCUACAAACCAAAUAUAUUCAAGGCGGAUCGACAACGAUUACAUUUUCAAAUAAUGGGUUCCUCUCUCGUUCAACAUUCCAAACAGCCCUCACCACUCCAUACAUGACAUGUAUGGAAUCUGCUUGCCAGGCUCAUGGUACUUGUGAAAUUAAUGGAGGGUGUGUAUGCAAGACAGGAUACUAUGGUGUAAACUGUACAAUGGGUUAUCCAAAACUAUCAUCUGGUAGUUAUGUAGAUGAUACCUUGGAAAAGAAAAGAAUCAUUAGUUUGUUUGGUGAUUUUAGUGUUACACCAACAAAUGUAGCCAUUUCUAUUAAUGGUACUUGGACAUGUACACCAGUACUCACUCAACAAUUAACAAUCAACUGUUCCAUAGGUUUGAUCCCAACAACCAUUGGUUUGGUGUCAGUUGGUAUUAGUGUUAAUGGUUCUUCAGCUUUUGCAAAGGAUUUUAUUUUAUUCCGUCACAUUCCAUCCAUCCCAUCAUCUUCAUCCUCUUCUGAACAAUCAUCUGACUCCUCCAACUCUGAUUCAACUGAAGUACCAAUCAAUCAAUGUCCAAAUAAUUGUUUUGGUCAUGGUGAAUGUAUCAAUUCAAAAUGUAAAUGUUUUGAAGGGUAUAAUGUACAAGAUAAUUGUUUAACAAAGAUAAUCAAUAAUAAUACAAUCACACCCAAUACAACAGCACCAACAACAUCAUUUGAUAUUGAUGGAGUCGAUUUCCAAUUUGAAAUUGUUGCCAUUCAAGAAAUUGAUGGUGAAAAUAAUAUUGUUCAAGAAUUAUUGACCGAUAAAUGGAAUGCAACCAUUUACAAUGACACUCAAACAACCACAGUCAACUAUCAAUUAAAUGCAACAAAAAAAACAUUAUCAAUGGUGAGUGCAACAAUAUCAUUCUCAUCACAACCAAGAGAUAUUCCAUUUGGAUUAGAGACAUUACAUAUCAACGCCAACAGUAUCAAAGUAUCGGUGAAUAUUAGUGAUUGGCAAUACCAAUCAUUCUUGACAACACUACGAGUAAUAUUCAAAACCACACUAUCAAAAGAUCAAUCAUUUGAAUUUGAUUGUCAACAACAACAAAUCGACAGUCUUCAAUUCGACCAACUGUCAUCAUCGAUUCAAUAUCUCAGAGUUGUCAAAGAUAAUAUUCAAUUCACUGGUCGAUUCAUUGAUUAUGUAUUGUCAGAUGGUAGACCAUCAUUUUCAAAAACAUAUUUAAUUAAUCAAACACAAUCAACCGAUGAUGAAGAUCAAAUAACAAUAUUAAUUGGAAUCAGUACACCACAAUGUCAAUCAUGUAUUUUAGAUCCUGAUUUCACACCACUAUUAAUCGACAAGAGUGAAGAUUCUGGAUGUGAAAAGAAAUCAAAUGCAUGGAGAAUAGCUGUUGGUGUAUCUGUUGGUGGUGCCGCUCUUAUCGCUGCUGCCUCUGCCGUCUUUAUUCAUCGAUACAAUGUUGCCAAAAAAGCCAGAGCUGUAAAAUCACUCCAAAGAAAGCUACAUGAUUUCAGUGGCUAA